GGCAAGUCAGCCAAGCAGGAAGACCGAAGCUUCGAGAACAAGUAUGAAGUGGCUGUUGGUUCUUUGGGGUCUUUGUACCUCAGCAGGUGCUUUAAAAAGGAUCCCUCUCCAUAAAAUGCCAUCCAUCCGCCAGUCACUGCGGCAACUUGGAUUGAAAGUGUCGGAUGUCUCGCCUGAAGUUAAUAGGGACUUUCUAAUGAAGACGAACAAUGGAACAGCCCCGACCAUCCUUACCAAUUACCUGGAUACCCAAUACUUUGGGGAGAUCAGUAUCGGGACCCCUCCACAGAACUUCAAAGUCAUUUUCGACACAGGCUCAGCCAACCUCUGGAUACCAUCGGCCAACUGUUCACCCAUUUACACAGCUUGCUUUUCCCACAACAGAUAUGACUCCUCCACCUCAAGAACAUAUGAGGCCAAUGGGCAAGGGUUUGCUAUUCAAUAUGGAUCUGGCAAUGUGAAGGGAAUCCUUAGUCAAGAUAUUGUAAUGGUGGCCAAUAUCCCAGUUAUCCAAGUAUUUGCUGAAGCUACUGCCUUGCCAGCUUAUCCUUUUAUCUUUGCCAAGUUUGAUGGGAUCCUGGGCAUGGGGUUCCGGACUAUUGCUAUUGACAACAUAAAGCCGGUGUUUGAGAGAAUCUUGGAUCAACAUGUUCUCAAUGAAGAUGUCUUUUCUGUAUAUUACAACAGAAAUUCCAGAGGGACUCCAGGUGGAGAGGUGAUACUUGGGGGUUCAGACCCCUCCUACUACAGUGGUGAGUUUCACUAUCUGAACCUGCUCAAGAAAGGCUACUGGCAAAUCGAACUGAAAGGAAUUUCAGUCGGUGGAGAGAUGCUGUUCUGUCGUAAAGGUUGUGCAGCCAUAGUCGAUACUGGAUCCUCCUACAUCACAGGACCAGCUGCAGCAGUUUCCUUGCUCGUGAACACUAUUGGAGCCACGGUCCUAGCAGAGGGAGAGUACAUCGUGAACUGUGACAAAAUCCAUCUAUUGCCUCACAUUUCUUUCAACAUGGGAGGCAGGAACUAUUUAUUAAAGGGUGAAGACUACAUUAUGAAGGUCAACAUUUCAGCUUUAGCGCUUCUCUAA
Molecule: messenger RNA, 1084 nt
Organism: Rhincodon typus (whale shark)
Lineage: Eukaryota; Metazoa; Chordata; Chondrichthyes; Orectolobiformes; Rhincodontidae
Gene: ren
Product: renin
Exons: 9
Coding region: 44-1084 (346 amino acids)
Biological process (GO): angiotensin maturation
Molecular function (GO): aspartic-type endopeptidase activity
Source: RefSeq, a predicted model, not a curated record